Molecule: messenger RNA, 2349 nt
Organism: Fibroporia radiculosa
Lineage: Eukaryota; Fungi; Basidiomycota; Agaricomycetes; Polyporales; Fibroporiaceae
Exons: 10
Coding region: 1-2349 (782 amino acids)
Biological process (GO): adenine biosynthetic process; 'de novo' IMP biosynthetic process
Cellular component (GO): cytosol
Molecular function (GO): phosphoribosylamine-glycine ligase activity; metal ion binding; ATP binding
Source: RefSeq, a predicted model, not a curated record
AUGUCCCUCAGAGUCCUCGUCGUCGGCAACGGCGGUCGAGAACACGCCCUUGCCUGGCGGCUAUCGCGUUCCAGUCUCGUCCAACAAAUUUUUGUUUGUCCUGGCAACGGUGGGACUUUGCGCGAGCUCAAGACAAGAAAUGUCGAUCUACCCGCGUCCGAUUUUGCUGCACUUGUCGAUUUUGCUGUGAAAAAUGAGGUAUCUCUGGUUGUCCCUGGGCCAGAGCAGCCCUUGGUGGAUGGGAUAGAAGCCCACUUCCGCAAAGUCGGAAUCCCUGUCUUUGGACCUACUGCUGUCGCCGCACAAAUGGAAGGAUCUAAGGCUUUCUCGAAAGCUUUUAUGGAUCGCCACUCUAUCCCUACUGCAAAAUUCCGAGUGUUCUACUCAACAGAGUUUGAUCAAGCUGUCGAUUAUGUCAAGUCUUGCGGCUUUCCCGUCGUCUUAAAAGCCAGCGGUCUGGCUGCUGGAAAAGGCGUCCUAUUACCAGCGACCAUCGACGAUGCGAUCACUGGUCUGCGAGAGAUCAUGCUGGAUCAUGCAUUCGGAGCAGCAGGUAGCGAAGUUGUGAUUGAGGAGCUCUUGGAGGGGCCAGAAGUAUCCGUGCUAGCAUUUUCUGACGGGUACACCAUUGUACCACUUCCCGCUGCACAAGACCACAAACGUAUCGGAGAGGGCGAUACAGGGCCGAAUACGGGUGGUAUGGGUGCUUAUGCUCCUGCUCCCGUUGCUACCCCGGCUGUGAUGGAUCGAAUCAUGAGAGAGGUCCUGCAGCCCACAAUAUCCGGCAUGAGAAAAGAAGGGUUUCCCUUCGUUGGAAUGCUGUUCACAGGUCUGAUGCUCACAGCAUCGGGCCCCAAGGUGCUCGAGUAUAAUGUUCGCUUUGGCGAUCCGGAGACAGAAGCUUUGAUGCUUCUGCUUACGGAUGACACCGACCUGGCAGCCAUUUUGCUCGCAUGCGUGGAGCGGCGGUUAGAUGCUAUCAAUGUCGGAAUCCGUCCUGGGUUCGGGGUCUCUGUUGUACUAGCGUCGCAAGGCUAUCCCGGAAGCUAUCCAAAAGGCAAGCAGAUCAGUACAGGUGAUCUCCCUCCCGGCGUGGUCGCUUUCCAUGCGGGCACGACCCAGAAAGGCGACCAGAUUGUCACGUCCGGUGGUCGUGUGAUCGCGGUAUCAGCGUAUGCGCCGACGCUGGCUGAAGCGCUGGUCUUGGCUUAUGCCGGCGUCGAGAAAGUGUCAUUCGACGGAAAGACGUUCCGAACUGAUAUCGCGCACCGUGCGACCUCCGCAAGCGCGUCGAGCGCACCCGGGUUGACAUACGCACAAGCGGGAGUCUCUGUGGAUGCAGGUAAUUCGCUUGUCGAGGCGAUCAAGCCCGCCGUCCGUGCGACUCGUCGUCCUGGUGCAGAUGCUGAGAUCGGCGGCUUUGGUGGGGUGUUCGAUCUCAAAGCCGUAGGAUAUAAGGACCCCGUACUGGUGAGCGGAACCGACGGUGUCGGCACUAAACUGCGUGUCGCUAUGGAUGUUGGUGUACACAAGUUCGUCGGCUACGACUUGGUUGCCAUGUCUGUUAACGAUCUUUUGGUACAAGGCGCCGAGCCACUGUACUUCUUAGACUACUACGCCUGCAGCAAGCUUGACGUGCAAGUGGCAACCGAGGUGAUCAGCGGUAUCGCUAGAGGCUGUCAAGAAGCCGGAUGUGCUCUGAUAGGUGGUGAGACGGCUGAGAUGCCCGGGAUGUACCAAGAAGGCGAUUAUGACUUGGCUGGAUUCUCUGUGGGCGUUGUGGAGCGAAGCCUGAUUCUGCCGCGACCCGACAUCGCCGCCGGAGAUGUUCUUCUGGGUAUUCCGUCAUCCGGCGUCCACUCUAAUGGCUUCUCGCUCGUUCGUAAAAUCGUCUCCCUUUCUGGGCUCACCUACUCAAGCCUGUGCCCUUGGGAUAAAUCGCUCACCCUUGGACGCGCUUUGCUGGAACCAACCAGAAUAUACAUCAAGUCCCUACUCCCGGCUCUUCAAGCAAACCUCAUCAAAGGCAUGUCUCACAUCACUGGCGGUGGAUUCAUCGAGAACAUUCCAAGAGUGCUGCCUAAAAGUUUGGGGUGCUACAUCGAUGCAGCAUCCUGGGAGCUGCCACCAGUGUUCAAAUUUCUCAUAAAAUACGGAGGAGUCGAGCCGCUAGAAAUGGCCCGUACCUUCAACAAUGGGAUAGGCAUGGUGUUGAUAGUAGAUGCGAGUCUGGUUGACAAGACCAUUGGUGCUUUGCACGACGCGGGUGAACUGAAUGUUCACAAGAUAGGGGAAGUGACAACUAGAACUGGUGUCGAAAUGAGAAGUUUGGGCUCUUGGUUGUCUUAA